Choloepus didactylus (southern two-toed sloth) is the source of this 1727-nucleotide messenger RNA. RefSeq names its product LIM and cysteine rich domains 1 (gene LMCD1). The coding region runs from base 137 to 1234 and encodes 365 amino acids. Gene Ontology annotation, molecular function: zinc ion binding. The transcript has 6 exons. Lineage: Eukaryota; Metazoa; Chordata; Mammalia; Pilosa; Megalonychidae. The record is from RefSeq and is a predicted model, not a curated record.
AAGAGGCCCGGGUGCGUCCGGCUGCGCAGAGCUCUCCGCUCGGCCCGCGAACCUAGCCAUUCAGCCACCGCUGUCCCUGCCGCGCACACUCGCGCCUCUGCCUGGGAAGCCAGGCGCUGCGUCUCCACCCCAGAAGAUGGCAAAAGUGGCCAAGGACCUCACCCCAGGAGUUCAAAAGAUGUCCCUGGGCCAGCAGCAGGCAGCAAGAAGUGUGCCUUGUUUGAGAUGCAAGGGGAUGUGUUCGGGCUUCGAGCCACAUCCAUGGAGGAAAAUAUGCAAGUCCUGCAAAUGCAGCCAAGAGGACCACUGUCUGAGCUCCGACCUUGAUGACGAUCGAAAAAUUGGCCGCCUGCUGACAGACUCCAAGUACUCCACCCUCACGGCCCGGGUGAAAGGCGGGGAUGGUAUCCGGAUUUACAAGAGGAACCGGAUGAUCAUGACCAACCCCAUUGCCACUGGGAAAGAUCCCACCUUUGACACGAUCACCUAUGAGUGGGCUCCCCCAGGAGUCACCCAGAAACUGGGCCUCCAGUACAUGGAGCUCAUCCCCAAGGAGAAGCAGCCAGUGACGGGCACCGAGGGCGCUUACUACCGCAGGCGCCAGCUCAUGCACCAGCUCCCCAGCUACGACCAGGAUCCCUCCCGCUGCCGCGGACUUGUGGAAAACGAGGUGAAGCUGAUGGAAGAAUUUGUCAAGCAAUAUAAGAGCGAGGCGCUGGGCGUGGGCGAAGUGGCCCUCCCGGGGCAGGGUGGCUUGCCCAAGGAGGAGGGGAAACAGCAGGAGAAGCCAGAGGGCGCGGAGUCCGCCGCCCCAACCACCAAUGGCAGCCUCGGCGACCCCUCCAAAGAAGUGGAAUACGUCUGUGAGCUCUGCAAGGGAGUGGCCCCGGCCGACAGCCCCGUGGUCUACGCGGACAGGGCGGGUUACAGCAAGCAGUGGCAUCCGGCCUGCUUCGUGUGCGCCAAGUGCUCGGAGCCGCUGGUGGACCUCAUCUACUUCUGGAAGGGUGGCGCGCCCUGGUGCGGCCGCCACUACUGCGAGAGCCUGCGGCCCCGCUGCUCCGGCUGCGAUGAGAUAAUAUUCUCAGAGGACUACCAGCGCGUGGAAGGCCUGGCCUGGCACCGAAAGCACUUUGUGUGCGAGGGCUGCGAGCAUCCGCUGAGUGGCCGGGCAUACAUCGUCACCAAGGGUCAGCUCCUCUGCCCAACUUGCAGCAAGACCAAACACUCGUGAAAGGCUGCCCACCCACAGCAGGAAUCCAUAGGACCCCAGCGAGAAGGAGAGCCACUGUGAGCUGAGGUCAUCCUGAGGUUGUGAUGCCACAGUCAACAAGCAACAGAAACACUGAUUUCUUUUUUUCCAGUGGGAGUAUAUAUAAAUUUUUAGGUUGGGUGGUGGUGGAUUCCUGAGGGUCCGUAGUUGCAAAGCCAGAAACAUUCUGAGAAGUCUUUGGAUGGAGUUAUUUUUGUUUCUGUUGAUGUUUUCCCAGCUACAACGAACUAAAGGCACAAAAUGGUAUCCGGUAAGGCAUCGCUAGGAGGAGUUUCCCAGAAUGCAAUUCUGAGCGAUCAAAUCACGUAGCUGUAGGAUGGGCGUGCUUUUUCCGUGAACAUGGGAGCCAACUAUCACUUGUUGUCUCCUUUUCCAAUGGAAUUUGAAUUUAAAAAAAAAAAAAACUUAUUUGGCAUGAGCAACAUAUCAAUAAAAGUUUUAUGAAUUCCACAGA